AUGAACAUUGUGUCUCCUAAGGCUUUUAGGAUUCCAAUACUUAAUGAGUUGGUUCUUGAUAUUCUCAAUAAAGUCUAUCAGACUUUUGAGCACGAGAGCAAACAGGGAAGGGUAAAGAACAUAUCUAACCCUCUGAAGAGACUUUCUACAGCAACAGGAAUAUCUGAAAGAACCCUGAAAGCAAACAUUCUGUGUGAUCCUGUAACAACUGUAAUUGAGGAUCUGCAAGUCCCUCCUGUACAGCAGAAGGUCCACUCCAAUAAGGGGCUUGAUGACUUCGAUGAGGACCUGGUUAAAAGGACCAUCCAUGAAAUGCAGUUGAGGGGCGAGUAUGUAUCUCUUCGUCGACUGUCAGGUGUGUUGGUGGAAAGGGGAAUCAGGCUCACCAAGUCAUCUCUGGCAAGACUUGUGAAGAAACUUUGGUUCAGGUAAGAA
This is a messenger RNA of Saccostrea echinata, 435 nucleotides long. RefSeq lists its product as uncharacterized. The coding region runs from base 1 to 432 and encodes 143 amino acids. The record is from RefSeq and is a predicted model, not a curated record. The transcript has 3 exons. Lineage: Eukaryota; Metazoa; Mollusca; Bivalvia; Ostreida; Ostreidae.